GACGAGCGCGGCGGGCCGAAUCACGUACAGAACCUGGUGUCGGCACCUGUGAUCUUCGACACGGAGCGAGGAAAGCUGCUGUACCUCUCCUCCUUCUACUACAUCGGCCAGUUUUCGCGAUACAUCAAGCCCGGGGCGCAGCGAAUCUCCACCAGUAGCAGCCGAGACAAGCUCGAGGCCACGGGAUUUGUCAAUCCGGAUGGCUCCGUGGUGGCGGUGGUCCUCAACCAGGAGGACUACGAGAUCGGCUUUUGGCUUCAAGUCGCCGGCAGAUCUGUCGAAACCCAGGCUCCUCCGCGGUCCAUAACCACCUACGUGAUUCCGAAGAUCGCAGACCCACCUCCCACUUGGAGACUCGGCCUUUGA
Molecule: messenger RNA, 366 nt
Organism: Symbiodinium necroappetens
Lineage: Eukaryota; Dinophyceae; Suessiales; Symbiodiniaceae
Source: the annotation of a GenBank genome assembly